Molecule: messenger RNA, 3193 nt
Organism: Westerdykella ornata
Lineage: Eukaryota; Fungi; Ascomycota; Dothideomycetes; Pleosporales; Sporormiaceae
Product: HD-domain/PDEase-like protein
Exons: 4
Coding region: 96-3062 (988 amino acids)
Biological process (GO): signal transduction
Molecular function (GO): 3',5'-cyclic-nucleotide phosphodiesterase activity
Source: RefSeq, a predicted model, not a curated record
AUAGCAGAUCCAUCUCCUCCCUCUGCAGCCGCCCAUUCACUCCUCCACGCGCGCCCUAGAGCAGCCUGCUUGGCUUGCUGGCCCCCGUGGAGACGAUGGAACAUGGCGCCUGCAAUGUCAUCUAUACCAACCGCCGUGCCCAUGACGAGCACAUCCGGAGGGGUUCGCUGUCCUCGUCGUUGGUUGCCCACACCACCGCCGGCACUCUUCCUCAAGGAUACUUCUCCUUAGGCAAGACAUCCCCGAGAGAGAUCCAUGACAACGUAGAGUUGCUCCUCUCGACGUUCAAUCAAGUCCAUAUAUGCGGAUCCGGCCAGUCCUGCCUCAAUAAAAUCUCCGAAUUGCUCGAGUCCGCCGCAGCCGAUAACCCCACCAUUGUCCUAAUCGACAUCCCUUACGACGAGGAGCAACGGCUCAAGCGUCUCUCCCGCGAACCCCGUACUCCCUCGCCGACGGCAACCAGGACAAGAAGGAGUGACACGGCCGAGCUAGAAGACCUGUAUGGUUUCCAUUUGCUCACCCACGUCUCCUCCGAGAUCCAGUCCCAGAACUUUUCGAGGCUAGUCAUACCCAUAGCCAUCUUGAGCGGUUUCGAUCGUGGCAGCAUGACGCCCACUACGUUUCCGGCGUCAGCGCAGCAGACGCCCCAGCUUCUCACCGAUCCCUUGCGCCUGGCUCGCUAUCUGGAUGCCGGAGCCGUCGAUGUAUUAUCAAGCCCCCUUUCUGCCGACAAUGUGCAGGGUCUAGCGGUCCACGCCUACCGGAUACACAAGGAGGUCUCGCGAGCCGAAGCCGCCUUUCUCACCACCAAGAGAAAGCGCAAGCUCUCCUGGGUUGGUGUCAACGACACGAAGCCGUACGCAUACCUCCGUGAAGCCAUGGUCUCGAGUCUCAUGAGCGGCAUAUGUAAUCCCGAGACGGUCGGCGAGUCUCUGGAUCCCAGGGAUUUGUAUGUGGACGAAGACCGCCGCCCUGUCAUCGCCGCCGCCAUUGGAUCCUGGGCCUUUUCGGCCCAUGACUUUACCGACGAUGAGCUAUUGUACGGUGCACUUCUCAUGGUGAAGCACGCCCUGGAGAUGCCCGAGGUGGAAGAAUGGCGUAUGACUGACGACGAGCUGAUCAUCUUCCUGCUUGCGAGCCGUACCGCUUACAAUGAAUUCGUCCUUUACCAUAACUUUCGGCACGUUUCCGAUGUCCUCCAAGCUGUGUUCUUCUUUCUGGUCCAGAUAGGCGCUCUUCCGCCAUAUCCCUCUGGGAGUCCGCCCGUCGAUCCCUCACACCGGUCGCCAAUUGCGCACAUCCUCGGUCCCUUCGACGCUCUCACCCUCUUGAUAUCGGCAAUCGGACACGAUGUAGGACAUCCAGGCGUAAACAACGCUUUCCUGGUCGCGCUCAAUGCGCCGCUAGCGCAGCUCUACAACGACCGCUCCGUUCUUGAGUCGUUCCACUGCGCAGCUUAUGCCCAGAUUUUGCGUCGCUACUGGCCCAAAGCAUUUGCGGAUGCCAAGAUGAGGAAGUUGAUGAUCAACAGCAUAUUGGCUACAGACAUGGGGCUGCAUUUCAAAUACAUGUCCGAUCUCGGCAAUUUGCAGGAGAAGGUUGGCCACGAUAAAGACAUUGUCGAGGAGUGGAACGCCAAAGUACGUGAGGAGCACAAAGACUUGACCUGCGGCCUCCUUAUCAAGUGUGCAGACAUUAGCAAUGUCGCUCGAAAGUUUGAUGUGGCUGUGAAAUGGGCCCAUAUCUUGACAGACGAAUUCAGCAAUCAAGGCGUCAUGGAGCAAGAGCUGGAGAUUCCGUCUUGCCUCUUCGGUGGGCCACCAGUGCGUGACGAUCUCAUCAAGCUGGGCGAGUCGCAGAUUGGCUUCAUCAACAUUUUUGCGAAACCCCUUUUUGAAGGGGUCGCCGACAUCCUUCCCGGCAUGCAGUUCGCUGUCGACGAGAUGGCGACCAACGAAGCCACAUGGGUCGAGAAGAUAGCGGAGGCGAAGCGGAGGAAGGAGAAGGAUCCUCAUAUUCACCUCGGCUUACUUUCCCAUCGUAUCUCUGUCGACCCCGAUCCCAGCCCUUUCUCGGACCCUGCGCUACGCAGCGCUCCCGAUCGCACCGAGCAGCCUACCUCAUACCCGGAAUCUACUGCUCCGGAUGAUAAGGGUCGAAAAGGGUCCCGUGGCUCUGUUGAGGAAGCUCCUGCAAUUCGGAGAGCAUCUCUGGGCUUUGACAAGAGCGCCUCAAUGCCAGGUGUACGAUCACCGGCCUCUCUUGAGAAUCUGCGCCAGUCUAGGCGAGGCAGCGGAGACGCGAGUAUAACGGCUUUCAUAGUCACAGAGAGCCCGGACGCAUCCGAAGAUGCUGCUACCGACGUGAGGCAGAGUUCUGCUGCGAGAUCUCGGUCGCCAGCGAAGCGGAAGGACACACUGACCAGGCAGUCGCCGCAGAGAGGGUACCGAACUGGUUCGGACGAAGUUGGACAUGGUGCGAGACCGGUGACGGCGCCGUCAAGGCGCAGCCCGGGGAAGAGUCCAAGUCCGCACAAGUCAUGUUCUUACGAUGUCCUUCGUCCAGGUGGUGGAGGUGGGCCUGACCUCGAUUCAAACCAUCCCUUGCCACAUCCCCGUGCGCAGGGAGGGUCUGAUGUUGACCGCCGCCACGCAGCAAAUGGCUCUGCUCGCAACCGCAGUUCUCAGUGGCACUCGAAGGAUGGGCCCGACAGCAGCGUCACCAUGUCGGACACGUCUCGCGAGUCGUCCCGACGAAGUGAGUGGUGGCGCUUGGGUUCUCGUCGACGCAACCGGGAUUGCAGAAACGGCACCAAUGGUGGUCACUCCAAGGAGAUGAUGCUGGAUCCUGCCAUGAUGAAUGCAGAGUCGGACUCGACAUCGCCGACCAGCACCAGUCCGGGCCGGAGCAGCACCACAGGGAAGCUCAAGACGUUUUUCAAGUGGAAACCGAGAAGCAGUGAGGAGCACCACGAGAAGCAAUUGUCUUCGUUUGGAAGCUCCUCGCACCUGCGGACUCCUCCGACCAGUGACCCGGGCGUCUCGGUCAACAGUUCUGAAUGAAGCAUCGUUGGAGCCGAUUGGCAAUUCCAAUUCCGAACUGUCUUUGAGCAGCCAGGUUGUGCUCAGCCGCCAGACAGGCGAGCGCGCCGCCGCGUCUCGGGGGGUUGUGAUUCCCUACGGGAUUUCCUCGU